UUUUUUUUUUUUUUUUUUUUUCUUCUUCUUUCUUUUUUCCCUCUGUUCCUCUCUCUCUCUCUCUCUCUCUCUCUCUAAAAGAAAAAUCACCUCCGCUAAGCUUUCUUCCGGAGAAUACGAGAGAUUUACAGAGCCAAAGCUAAGGUGUAUGAAGUAUUGAUGGUUCAAUAGCAUCCAGAUUACUUGAAUUGAGUGACACUUGUUCCUUUUACCGGCAAUUUAGGAGCAAAGCCUCAUAUAUGGGCCUGGAUUUUGAAUUGUAUGUUUUGAUUCUUUUGGCUAUGGAUACAAGUUGUGUCACAUUGAUUUUUUAUGAUACAUGUUAAUUAUUAGCAUAACAGCCAUACAGAAAGUUUUACUUGCUAGGAAAUUGAGGUAACCUUAUUUUAGAUAGGGAAGCUGAUAUAUAUAGCCAAUUAGCCUUUAUGUUCAAGGCCGAGCACAUGGGUGUUUCUCCAUCACAAGUUAAUCGUCAUACAAAAAGUUAUUCAUGCUCUAAACAAAGUGUACCUGAGGAAACAUCUGAUUAUGGUAUAUCAGAACAGAAACAUAACAUUAGGUCAGAAACUGUACAGAGGGAACCUGUUCCUAUUAGCACUAUAGUUUCGCCAGUUGGUGCUAGUGAAGCAUUGAAACUGUCUUCUGAAGAUGACAUAAAAAUUACUCAUACUGAAAAUUCAGAUCCACAAUCCAAAGGUGCAUGCAAGAGUAGUUUGACAGAUAAAAGCUCAGGCCUUAAACUAACUGCAGUUGACCAGAAACUCGAGUUUGGUUCAGAAGAUACACAUGGAGAGCUUGGUGUUGUAGGUGAACAUAGUGGACCAGCAAAAGGAAAAAGUUCGCUUGGAUCUGGAGUUGUUAAGGAAGAUAAUGCACUAUUGACCUUCUCCGCCAAUGAAGCCUUGCAACUUUUGCCUGCACAUAUAGCUAAGAAUUCUCUUACUAUGGGUUUGGAAUUACCUUGUGAAGAUGCAAUCAAUAGAUGCCAUCAACUAUCUACAUCCGAACAGAAAGUUGAGUUUGCUUCUGAUGAUGCUACGUGUGACCCAUUAGAAGAAAGUAAAGUGCCUGCCAGUGAUCUCUUACGAGAUGAAUUGGUGGAAAUUAACAAUGAAUUAUCCUGUUGUACUGCUACUAGGCAUUUGGGGACACAGCUCACAACUAAGAGUUCUCCUCUCGAACAUUUAGGUAUGCCUUCCGACAGUGAGAUCAACACUUGUGCUACUGAAAAACUGGAACCACCUCAUGACAAUAUGGAUAAUCACUUGAACCUUCAACAGUCAGAUACACCAUCUAAAGAUGUAAGCAUUAAUUCUAGCCGGGUGGGUGUUAGGGUCAAAAGAACUGCAAAAUCAACAAGGAAAAAGUAUGUAUUAAGAUCCUUGAGAAGAAGUGAUAGAGUACGGCAGUCAAGAUCACAAGAAAAACCUAAAGGUCCUGAUCCCAAUGCAGAUAUGGCUAAUGCGAGCUCCAAUAUAGAGAAAACAAGGAAAAAAAGGAAAAAGAGACAACGGAAGAGUGUUGAAGGUGAUGAAUAUUCAAGAAUUAGGAAACAUUUAAGAUAUUUAUUGAAUCGGAUAAGCUAUGAACAAAGCCUGAUUACAGCUUAUUCUGCGGAAGGUUGGAAAGGACUAAGUCUAGAAAAAUUAAAGCCAGAGAAGGAGUUGCAAAGAGCCACAUCUGAAAUUCUUCGACGAAAAUUGAAAAUAAGAGAUUUAUUUCAACGUGUAGAUUCACUAUGUGCUGAAGGGAGGCUCCCAGAAUCAUUAUUUGAUUCUGACGGACAAAUUAGCAGUGAGGAUAUAUUCUGUGCAAAAUGUGGGUCCAAAGACAUGACUGCUGAUAAUGAUAUCAUACUUUGCGAUGGUGCCUGUGACAGAGGGUUCCAUCAGUUUUGUCUACUACCGCCAUUGUUAAAAGAAGACAUUCCUCCUGAUGACGAGGGUUGGUUAUGCCCUGGAUGUGAUUGCAAAGUUGAUUGCAUUGAGUUGCUUAAUGACUCUCAAGGAACGAAUAUUUCAAUCAGUGAUAGAUGGGAGAAGGUUUUCCCCGAGGCUGCAGCGGCUGGACAAAACCCAGAUCCCAACUUUGGACUUCCUUCAGAUGAUUCUGAUGAUAAUGAUUAUGACCCUGAUGGACCAGAAAUUGAUGAGAAGAGUCAGGGAGAUGAAUCAAGCAAUGAUGAAUCUGACUACACUUCUGCAUCUGAUGAACUAGAGGCUUCACCUGGUGAUGAGCAGCAGUUGGGGCUUUCUUCUGAUGAUUCAGAGGAUGAUGACUAUGACCCUGAUGCGCUAGAUCGUGAUGAGAAUGUGGAGGAAAGUUCAAGUUCUGAUUUUACAUCUGAUUCUGAGGAUCUCACUGCUACUCUUGAUGAUAAUCAUUUGUCUGGAGAAGAUGAAAACCAUAUGUCUAUUGGACUCCAUGGAGAUUCUAAACACAGGGGAAAUGGGAAGCAAUCUACACACAGUGAAUUGUCACUCUUAGAUCUGAAUUCAAGAAAAGAUGGGUCUGGUCCCAUCUCUGGGAAAAGAGAUGUUGAGAGAUUAGACUACAAAAAACUGUAUGAUGAAACAUAUGGAAACGCUUCAUCUGACUCAAGUGAUGAUGAAGAUUUCACCGAUGAUGUUGAACCAAGGAAGAGGAGGAAGGAAACAUAUGGAAGCACUUCAUCCGACUCAAGUGAUGAUGAAGAUUUCAUCGAUGAUGUUGAACCAAGGAAGAGGAGGAGAAGUACAGAAGUUGGUCAAGCAUCAGUGAAUGCAAAUGCCUUUGUAAGCAAGACUGCAAAGCAAGACACAACUCCCAAAAGACAUCGUCAAAAGUCUAAAUUUGCAAACACAAGCACAUCAUCAACUAAAGGACACGAGGGAGCUUCUCCAUCUAGUUCCUCUGGAAAGCCGGUUAAGUCGUCAGGAUAUAGAAGACUUGGAGAAACUGUAACUCAGGGUCUCUACAAAUCCUUCAAGGAAAAUCAAUAUCCUGACCGAGCUAAAAAAGAAAGUCUUGCAAAAGAGCUAGGAAUUACUUUCCAGCAGGUUAGCAAGUGGUUUGAGAAUACUCGGUGGAGCUUCAACCAUCCACCAUCUACAGAUGCAAGUACAGUCAGAAAAACUACAAAAGAGGAUUCUCAGCUGCCUAAAACAAAUACAGAACUAUGUACACCAGAGCCUGAAAAAAUUUGCAGAAAUACUACAAGCAAUGGAGCUCAAAGUGAGGAAUCACCCAAGGUUGAUGAUGCCACAGGUGGAAGCUACAUUGGAGACACUAGAGACACUAAAAUGGGUAGUCAGGAAAGCUGCAAACAAAAAUCUAAAACCCCAGACUCUAGAAAGCGAAAGCAUAUAUCAGAUCCCCGGACAUUGGACCCAUAUUCAACAAUCGGGGAAAUGGAAAAGAUCCCAGUUAAUUUACCAAAAUCUCAAGAAAAACCAGCAGGUGGCCGGACAACGAGAAGUAAAUCUGUUGCUUGAGGAUUUUUUUUUUUUUCAGCGUUUUUACAUAUAUAUAUAUAUAUAUUUACACUCUCAUAGGAGAACUAGAGACCAUUUACACAUCUGGAGAUGAUCUGUCAGUCUCAUUCUGAGGAAUAACUCCACCCACCCACCCCCUAGGAAAGUAACGCUAAUGAUGUUAUUGUUGUCUGUAAUUUGAUAGUGCUCCAUUUUGCCUCCAGUGAGUUGCAUCUUUUAAUUCCAGAAGAAUGCUAAACAAAAUCGUUGAAGCAGCCCCUCUUCCUACCAAUCAUUUGAAAUUUUUAUCCUUUCGUUGCCUUUUUUCUCCUCCGGACGGUUUUAACAUGUUGUAAGUUUGUCAUUUACGUUAGAGAAAUUGAAGGUUCAUUUAUGGGAA
Molecule: messenger RNA, 3852 nt
Organism: Jatropha curcas
Lineage: Eukaryota; Viridiplantae; Streptophyta; Magnoliopsida; Malpighiales; Euphorbiaceae
Gene: HAT3.1
Product: Homeodomain-like protein with RING/FYVE/PHD-type zinc finger domain-containing protein
Biological process (GO): negative regulation of gene expression, epigenetic
Cellular component (GO): nucleus
Molecular function (GO): DNA binding; chromatin binding
Source: RefSeq, a predicted model, not a curated record